AUGACUAGUCUAGAUAACUCCUUGGAUGGUGGGGCAACAGAUUCGCCAUCAAAACAACCCGCAUCGUAUGCAUGUGUGGUCUGUCACAACCGAAAGGUCAAAUGUGAUAAACAAGAUCACCGUACUCCCUGUUCAAAUUGCGCAAAGGCAAAUGUGGAAUGCAUCUACCGUGCUCCACCACCUCGUCGCAAAAGAAAUCGAGAAACCAACGGGAGUGUAUCUCAAGAACGCGGAAAACAUCUUAGACGCAGCACGGGAUUUGACCAAAAUCCCUCUGCCCGUCAGCAUUAUCAUCAUGCUGGGGGAGAUCAACGGACUGAAGCAGGAAAGAGUGGAUCUGGGAGGAUGAUCAUGAAAGAUGGCAAUUCCAUCUAUCUCGAUAACAAUCUUUGGACCAGUGUGAGCAAUGAGCUUCCAAAUGCAGCAGACGUAUUGGACGAUGGAUCGGAUAAUGGUACCGAUAACUUUGCCCAGGAUGUGAGCGACGAUUAUGCGAUACUCUCGACAUCUGCAACCAAAAAGGUUCUUACAGAGCUCCACCCGAGUCCCCUGAAUAUCUUCAAGUUGUGGCAGGCCUUUCUCGAGAAUGUGAACCCGCUCACCAAAAUUAUACAUGCUCCAACUGUUCAACAACAGAUCUUGGAUGCCAUGAGUGAUUUGUUAAAAGUAAGCCGGGAGAUCGAAGCAUUGAUGUUCGCAAUAUACUGUAUAGCAUUGGUUUCCCUGCAAGCAGAAGAUGUCGAAAAGUCAUUCGGAGAAAGCAAGAAAGCCCUCCUAUCAAAGUGCAGACGAGGAGCCCAACUCGCUUUCAAGAAUGCAUCGCUUCUUCGUACAUCAAGCUCAGUAGUUCUUCAAGCGUUUAUGCUAUACCUGCUUUGCAUGCGUUCGUUUUCCGACCCACAUACUGUCUGGACAUUAUGCGGCAUUGCAGUGAGGAUUGCGCAACGGAUUGGAAUUCAUCGAGACGGGUCUGCACACGGACUUUCAGUAUUCGAAACAGAAAUGCGCCGUCGCAUCUGGUUCCAGCUCAUGAUCAUAGAUGCCACAUCUGCACAGUUCUGUGGUGUAGCAUCAACGCCGCUCCCAACCACAAUUGAUGUACAACCGCCCAUGAACGCAAAUGAUAGCGACCUCGACCCUCGCAUGACCGAGCCAGCCUGCGAGAAGCCAGGACCAACAGAAAUGAUAUUUGUUCUGGCUCGGAGGGCAUUUGGAAAAUGGCUCCUCCGUUUGUCAAACCAGAUGGAGAGUUCUAAUACUGGACCAUGGGCUUUCCUAUCAUCGUCGUCGAUGUCAUUAAAGGACAAGGACAAGACAAUUGAUGAACUUGAAGCGCACAUGGAAGACACGUUCCUCCGGCACUGCGAUAAAUCCAUCCCGUUACAUAUGGCAACGACAAUGAUGAACCAAGUUGUACGGAAAUACUCGUGGCACACGAUUAAUUUUAUGCCGUGGGAUGCCAUGAUAUUCAUGCUCUCGGAGAUACGACACCGGACUGAUCCCGAAGAGAAGAGCGAAGUCUGGCAAUUGAUUGGAAAUGUGUACUCUGAGCAUAUCAAGUCGAUGAGUGAGAACGGCCCAACGCCUCUCCACAUGGCCAUUCAACACUUAAUUGUCAAGGCCUGGCGGACGUACAUUGAAGAGUGUAACCACAGCCACCGCACACCAACACCUUGUCCAACCAUCGUCGCAUCCUUGUUAGCCAAUACAGCAGGGAUUUCUAGCCCGCAAAAGGAAGAUGAAAACUUCCCAGCUGCCAAGCGUGAUGCUAAGCCACAAGAUCAACCUAGCUACGACCAUUCUAGUUCACAAUUCGGACUGGACGAAAACUUCGGUUUCCUACUUGGUGAUAGCCCGCAGGAUUGGAAUGACUGGGACAAUCUUCUC
Molecule: messenger RNA, 1887 nt
Organism: Penicillium mononematosum
Lineage: Eukaryota; Fungi; Ascomycota; Eurotiomycetes; Eurotiales; Aspergillaceae
Product: Zn(II)2Cys6 transcription factor
Exons: 5
Biological process (GO): regulation of DNA-templated transcription; DNA-templated transcription
Molecular function (GO): zinc ion binding; DNA-binding transcription factor activity, RNA polymerase II-specific; DNA binding
Source: RefSeq, a predicted model, not a curated record